This is a messenger RNA of Siniperca chuatsi (mandarin fish), 1752 nucleotides long. RefSeq names its product myc target 1a (gene myct1a). The transcript has 2 exons. The record is from RefSeq and is a predicted model, not a curated record. Gene Ontology annotation, cellular component: nucleoplasm. Lineage: Eukaryota; Metazoa; Chordata; Actinopteri; Centrarchiformes; Sinipercidae. The coding region runs from base 330 to 932 and encodes 200 amino acids.
AAUUUCAAGCAGAAAAGCAGGAAAUGUGACAGUGUAGUUUUCCGCUUCCAUAAACAAGACGACUGCCAGAGUUAGCCGCCAGUCCUGUGUGCCUCUGGGCUGAGUCUCCCUCUGAGGUAGACAGACAUACUGACAGAGAAAGUGGGCAAGGAAGGAGAGAGGGAGAAAGUGAGAGAACAGGAAAAGUGGAGGCAGAAAGACAGGAAAAUCCAUCAGAAGAAAAGAGAGACAGGCAAGAAUUGACAGAAGAGGAAAAGGGAGAAGAAAAGAGAGUAAACGACAGACUGAACUGAGUAUCAGUCUCUCUUUUCCUCUAACAGAACAGAGUCAUGGCUGAGAACAACACAAAUCUCUUUCUGGAAAUACUUCAUUCUUUCGAUGCUGUCCCUCUGAUCAUUGCUUUCUGUGUGUCCAUGGCGGUGGGCUUGGUCUUGGGGGCCCUGGUAUAUGUGAUCUUGACAUGGAUGUCCCGACGCAGAGCAGGCUCUGCCAGCAUCACCCGCCGCCCUCCUCGCCAAUCACGCACGUCUUCCCGCAACCGUCCGGGCUUUAACCGCAACAGCAGCUACGACCGGCGCAGCAACAACAGUUUGGUCAGUGCUGCUUUCAGCUUCCACCGCCAGACUUCCUCCCCAGAUCACCUUGAUCCACUGGGGCACAAAUCCAGCUUCAGAGCCUCCACCUUCCACCCUCUCAUCCAGUGCAGCCAAAUCGCGAGGGAGGCAGAGGAAGGUAGCCAGACCACACUGCCUCGUACACCGACUCUGACCACAUCGAUUGGAUCAGCUCAAACAGCAGCCCAGCCGGCUUCCACUCCACCCAGACCCGAGUCAUUUUGGGGGAACAACAGCCUGAGGGGUUUCCAUGCUACACAGACCCCACCUCCAGCUUAUGAGAGCAUUAUUAGAGCUUAUCAGGAAACAUGCACCUGAGAGGAGUGAGAGCACCAGGGUGACUCUAACUAAAUGAGCCCAGAGUUGUAAAUGGAUUUACAAAUGAUAUUGGACUAAAUCUGUAUUGAUUUAUAUGACCAGGUGAAGCUGAGGGGAGGGAACAAGGACAUCAAGGUUUAUUGUGUGCCCUGCUCAACAGAAUAACACUCUGAAACAACAAUCAGUUUUAUAUGUCUUUCGGUUUGUUAAUAUAUAUCUGGUGUUGACAUAAGCAUACUUGCCUUUCAUCAUUUAAUACUGAUGUAUGAUAUUUAAAAACAGUCAUUUGACACUCAGAAAUGUGGCAAUGGCUGCUUAUGAAAAUAGAAUAUUCCUCUUAAAUAUUAGCACUCUGUAUUAAGUGGUGAUUGACACUCAUGUAUGCUUGCACAGAAUCUUUGUUUAAUUUAGACAAGGCAAAAAUCUACAAAUAUAUAUUGGUGACUGGGCAUUUAUGCUGCAAGGCAAGACUUAUCCUUUGUCCCUGCUGAUCAUCUAAUAACUAUGCAAAAGAGAAUGGUUGUAUACAUGUACCCCAAAGGAAGGCGAGUGUUUGUGUGUUAACCUGUAAUUAAUAAAUUAAAACUCAUUUGAUGUUUUAAUUGCUGCCUCACACAUGUUUUUUUACAGAGCAGUGGCAUUGUGGGUGUGGGAUUCAAAGUAAUUUAGUGUGUCUGUGUGUGUGUUUGCAUGUACAGUAUGUGUGAGCGUGAGACACAGAAAGGUGGGCAUUAGGUUCAGAAGUUUUUGUAUUUUAUAUUUGAAUGUAAUUUACUGAAUUUUGCUCAUAAGUUUGCAAUAAAAGCAAGAAUCAAAAUCA